This is a messenger RNA of Trichomonas vaginalis G3, 525 nucleotides long. RefSeq names its product phage tail repeat-like family. The record is from RefSeq and is a predicted model, not a curated record. The transcript has a single exon. Lineage: Eukaryota; Parabasalia; Trichomonadida; Trichomonadidae. The coding region runs from base 1 to 525 and encodes 174 amino acids.
AUGAAGGAUGAACAUAAUAUUAAAUUCACUGCUCAAGAUUUAUAUGACAAGAAAGCAGACAAAACAGAGCUUCAAACAUUAAAGACAGAAAUGCUUCAAACAUUAUAUCCUAUAGGCUCUAUUUAUACGUCAAUGAACUCUACCAGACCAGAAGUAGUACUUGGUUUUGGAACUUGGACUCAAAUAGUCGACAGGUUUUUGUAUUGUGCAAACUCUUCAAAGGAAACAGGUGGAAGUAAAACGAUUUCAGGUGAAAAUUUACCUGCACAUAGUCACUACAUAGAUUUAAGUACAUCUCAAGCAGGUUGGCAUAAGCAUAGAUAUUGGGAUUGGUCAGCAAUGACAAAAGGUAAAGGAUAUGAUGUUAAAGACAACGUUAAGUUUGCUAUAGAUUGUUACUGGAGUAACACUGAGGGAGGAGGAAACCAUACACAUCGCGUUUCGGGAUAUACGCAAACAACGGGACAAAGUAAAGACUACAUGCCACCUUACAUGACAGUUUACGCAUGGUAUAGAAAUGCUUAG